Pseudophryne corroboree (corroboree frog) is the source of this 2142-nucleotide messenger RNA. RefSeq names its product arf-GAP with dual PH domain-containing protein 1-like. Bases 293 to 1417 code for a protein of 374 amino acids. The transcript has 12 exons. Lineage: Eukaryota; Metazoa; Chordata; Amphibia; Anura; Myobatrachidae. Gene Ontology annotation, biological process: positive regulation of GTPase activity. The record is from RefSeq and is a predicted model, not a curated record. Gene Ontology annotation, cellular component: cytoplasm; plasma membrane; intracellular membrane-bounded organelle. Gene Ontology annotation, molecular function: phosphatidylinositol-3,4,5-trisphosphate binding; GTPase activator activity; phosphatidylinositol bisphosphate binding.
UGUGAUAGACACUUAACCGGCCCGCUGCGCCCACGUGCAUACAUAUACAAGUAACUUGAGUACCGCACUGCACAGGAGUUUGCAUAAACACAGAGCACUGCCAUGUCAGACAUUACUAAUCACCUUGCUCUGCGGAUCACAGUUAUACGUGGUUGAGGCACCCUAUGUGUACCUUACCCAGACAGUGCUUGGAUAUCAUAUCUAGUAAAGGAAACCCUGCACGUCACCCACUGUCACUGUCUGCACAAUUUUGAAGUUGCAAAAUUGAUUUAAUUUUAUACCUGAAACUAGAAUGUCCGGAGAACAGGACUGGAACAAGAAAUCCAUCAUUGUUUUGGCAAGAAAAGACGGAAACACACAAUGUGCAGACUGUGGAGUGCCAGACCCUCAAUGGGCUUCCUGCACACUGGGUGUCUUCUUGUGUGUGAAUUGUUGUGGCAUACACCGGAAAAUCUCUGACAUCAGUAAGGUAAAGUCACUGAGUAUGGCCAAAUGGGAAGAGGACCAAAUUCAGUUUCUUGACAGACACGGGAAUGACUUGGCUAAAGCAAUAUUCGAGGCUCAUGUUCCUGUGUAUUACUACAAACCCACACACAAGGAUUGUCAUGUGCUGCGAGAGCAGUGGAUCCUGGCAAAAUAUGAGCGCAAACAAUUUGUGAAAAGAGAAGGUUCAGAUGGCCUUCCAAGUGGAGUAAAGGAGGGAAUAUUGUUCAAGCGAGGAAGAGAUAAUGCUCAGUAUUGCUUGAGAAAGUUCGUCCUGACAGAGAUGGAUGGCACCUUGAAAUACUUCAUAAAGCCGGAUGCUAAGGAACCAAAGGCUGUAAUCAAAAUUGACAGUAUUAACGCCACCUUCCAGCCUGAGAAGAUGAAACAUGAACACGGCUUACAGAUCACGUAUAUCAAGGACAACAAGACCAGGAAUAUAUUUGUAUACCACAAUGAUGGGCAGGAAAUUGUCAGCUGGUAUAACGCCAUCCGAGCUGCUCAGUUCCACUACAUGAAAGCUGCCUAUCUAACAGCAAGUGACAAAGAGAUUGUAUCUCAUCUGCCUAGGAAUUUCCUGAAGGAAGGCUAUAUGGAAAAGUCUGGACCAAAGCCAACUGAUGCACUCAAGAAGAGAUGGUUCAGUCUUGACCACCGGAGACUAAUGUACUUCAAAGACCCCUUGGAUGCUUUUGCAAAAGGAGAGGUGUUUUUGGGCAGCAGUGAGAAUGGGUACCAGGUAAAGUCACAGACGGUCACAAGCAGCUUAUGGCACUACGGUAUAUCUUUUACUACCCCUGAGCGUACUUAUCUAUUUACAUGUGAGAGUGAGACUGAACGGGAAAGCUGGCUCAAAGUUUUCAAGAAGGUGAUCAGCCUGCCCAUGACUAUGCGAGAAUCCACAGUUGAAGCUCAGUUUAAACAGCGCUCCUAACACAUUCCUUCUGCUGACAUUAUCAGGGAAUACCUUCACCUUUAAAUUUCCCAGUGACAUCAACCAAGACAUUCAGCUAUUGGACUGCUUUUAUAGCCUAUUAUUUCAAUGUAUGAUGCAGUUUAUGACCAAAUUGUCUUGAACAGCAAUGCACUGCUCAAUUCUGUACCAGAGAACUGUGGUCUCCUACUAAACCACUUCAACAAAUUGUAAAAGAUGCCAUUGGAUUUGGAUUAAACAUAAUGUUGUGUUAGUCUUUUGCAAAUUACAUAAUAUAUUUUUCUUUAUGAAUAUCAUCAAUAUCUUUGGACUACUGUACAGGUGGGACAGACAUACUGUACAUACAGCUAGAGUGAGGGAGAUGAUGGUACAAAGGUAACUAGUAGACCACAUAGGUGCGAUCUCUGUGCACCUCUUGUGAAAUGAGGUUUUAUGACCUACCUGCCUGAGGAAUAAACGUGGAAUGAAGAAGUAGAGACCAAGAAAAAUACUGUGUUUUGGUGGGAAGGACAACUCCUAAGGAAGCUGGUGCUGUAUAGAACCUGGUUAAAGACUUUUCUAUUUUCUGGUUGCGUUAGCUUUUUAUUUGCAUUAAUUAGCAUCAUUUAAACCAUCACUGUCCUUGAAACAUUAAUGACAUGUAUCCUACAUAUGGAAUGACUGCUACAUUUGAGAUGUUUCUUAACCUUUAUGAAUAAACCCAGAAGAUCCAGUGAGAGGAGCUG